This is a messenger RNA of Aquila chrysaetos chrysaetos, 3684 nucleotides long. Its product is annotated as cytochrome P450 3A29-like. Lineage: Eukaryota; Metazoa; Chordata; Aves; Accipitriformes; Accipitridae. Gene Ontology annotation, biological process: steroid metabolic process; oxidative demethylation. Gene Ontology annotation, molecular function: iron ion binding; heme binding; testosterone 6-beta-hydroxylase activity. The record is from RefSeq and is a predicted model, not a curated record. The transcript has 12 exons. The coding region runs from base 87 to 1754 and encodes 555 amino acids.
AGCUAAAGGCCAGGGAAAAAAAAAUUCAUAAACCAAGGCUGCGGCUUCACAGAGCUUCGUGCUCUCAGGGCAGGCUGGGAGACACGAUGGAUCUCCUGCCAAACUUUUCUGUUCUCACUUGGCUGCUCCUCAUCAUUUUCCUUAGCCUCCUGGUCCUCUAUGGGAUAUGGCCCUUCCAGGCCUUCAAGAAGCUGGGCAUUCCUGGGCCACAGCCUCUGCCGUUUUUGGGAACUUUCCUGGAGUACCGGCAUGGAGUCCUGAAUUUUGAUCAGAUGUGCUUUGAAAAGUAUGGCAAAAUCUGGGGGAUUUUUGAUGGCAGGCAGCCUGUGCUGGCCGUUUUGGACCCCGUCCUCAUCAAAAAUAUCCUGGUGAAAGAGUGCUAUGCCAUUUUUACUAAUCGCCGGAACUUCGGUCUGAACGGGAUCCUGGAGUCGGCCCUCAAUGUGGCUGAAGAUGAGAAGUGGAAGAGGAUUCGUACUGUGCUGUCUCCAACCUUCACCAGUGGGAAGCUGAAGGAGAUGUUCCCUAUCAUUAAUCACUAUGGCGAAAAAUUAGUGAAAAACAUCGAGAAGAAAGUGGCUAAUGAUGAGUUCGUGACCAUGAAGGACAUUUUUGGAGCCUACAGCAUGGAUGUGGUGGCCAGCACGUCUUUCAGUGUGAAUAUUGACUCCAUGAGCAACCCCAGUGACCCCUUCGUCACCAACAUUAAGAAAUUUCUCAAAUUCAAUUUCCUAAACCCUGUGUUUGUAUUCUUAGUGUUGUUCCCCUUCGUUAUCCCAGUGCUGGAAAAGAUGAAUGUGACUCUGUUACCCUCAAAGGUCAUGGACUUCUUCAAGGGUGUCUUCACAAAAAUGAAGAAGGAACGAGAAAAGGGCAGCAGCACGGACCGGGUUGAUUUCUUGCAACUCAUGGUUGACUCGCAGAGCUCACAUGACAAGUCUGCUGAGACCGACUCGUACAAAUCAUUAAGUGAUGAGGAGAUUCUGGCCCAGGCUCUUGUGUUUGUCUUUGCUGGUUAUGAGACCACCAGCUCCACCCUCAGCUACAUAUCGUAUAACCUGGCCACCCACCCUGACGUGCAGCAGCGACUCCAGGAUGAGAUCGAUGCAAACCUGCCCAAAAAGGCUACUCCCACAUACAACGCCAUCACGCAGAUGGAGUACCUCGAUAUGGUGGUGAACGAAUCCCUCCGGCUCUUCCCCCCCGGGGGCCGGAUCGAGAGGGUCUGCAAGAAGACGGUGGAGCUCAACGGUGUGACUAUUCCAAAGGGCAUGGUGGUCAUGGUCCCAGCCUACGUGCUGCAUCGUGACCCGGGGUACUGGCCAGAGCCGGAGGAGUUCAGGCCUGAGAGGUUCAGUAAAGAGAGCAAAGAGUCUAUUGACCCCUACACCUUCCUGCCAUUUGGGGCUGGCCCCAGGAACUGCAUAGGAAUGAGGUUUGCCCUCCUCAUCGUGAAAGUGGCUAUGGUGGUCCUGUUGCAAAAAUUCUCAUUCAGAACCUGCAAAGACACUCCGGUGAGGAUACGGGAUCAUGCGUUUCAUUAUCUGCCCUUUAGUCCCACUGAGAUGGUCCUGCGUGCUCUCUUUUGCCUAUAUCUCAGGACAAACGGGGAACUGUCUCUCAUGCACAUUAAAUCCCUCUCUUCCCCAAGGAGUUCAGAGACCACUAGCUUCAGCACCACUGAACCUUGUCUGCAGACUGGGGUUUUACUACUUCACACAGAGAUCAGGGAGGAAGAUUUCACUGUGGCUUAGAGAGGCAUAUGGGAAUAACUGUAUUUAAAUCUUCUCAGUUAAUUUAAAAGGUUCACCACAAGUUACUGAUACAUUUUUUCAAGCCUCUACAGAGGGAAAUUUAAUGUUGGUGGAAAAUGUCAGGCUGAAAUCCCUGAAGUCCUCUGCCUCUCUUUGGGUGCACCUAAGUUGUGGGGUGCUCGCUCCCCCAUGGUGCGCUGCCGGUCUGCCUUGACCUGCCUUAGGAAGACCCUGCUCUAGAGAGCAGAAAGCAAAUAUCUCCCCCAGCCUGCUCCAAAGCUGCGCUUUGCAACACAAACGUGGCUAUUCUCUGUGAGAGAUCCCAAGACGCUAAAAUUCAUCUCUUAUGGGCCACCAGGCAGUCUCUAAAGGGUAACAAUUUUCAAGCAAGAACAAUCUGAGCUAAAUUUGAAUUGGCAACCCUCUCCCUCUUUGAGGCUAUGCAGGAUCCCACCACGUUUUGGUUUUGCCCGGGAUCCCUGUGAAUACUGCAUUCAGUGCUGAUGGGUCAGGCCCUGCAAGAUGGGGCUGUUUGACAUAAACUAAAUGCAAUGGCUGUUGGAAAUUGUAUGAUGUCAAGCAAGCCCUCCUGAAAACAUGACAACUCCCUAUGACUCAGAGGCAGGUAGCACUAUGUUUGAUGUUAGCUUCCAACCCUGACCCGGCUUUCUGCAUUGACUGCUGCAAAAGGCAUUGCCGUUAAUAUAUUUUGUUCACAAGGCGAGCUUGGGAAAUCGGAGCGGGGGGGCAGCAAGUGUAUUCAAAGGACAUUUGUUGUAAGAAACCAAAAAAUCCUUAUUAAAUUAUUACUUGGCACGGGUGCUCAGCUGGAAUCUCUGCAGAUUCAGAUUGCAACUCAACUAGUAACCUCGAGGUGAAAGACUGUAAUAGUCCAUUAACAAUGCAGUGACCUAUCCACCCUCCCCCAAGUCUAAUGACAUUUUUCUAGUCCUCUGCAAUCCAUAAAAUUGAUUCUUUUUACAACUGCCUUUAAUUAAAAGGAGACAAGUUAAAUAUGUAUUGUAUUAUUGGUGCCCAUAGGUUUAUGGGGCUCUUUCAGCCCUUUUUUCUACAGAAGAUGUCACGUACAUCAGAUCAGAGCAGGAGGGAAAAAUUCAUGCCGGAACAUCCCUUUGGAAUACAUAUAUGGAAGCUGCAACCUCCUCUCACUCAUCCACUGAUGGCACACUGGGCUCCGAGCCACAUUGCUUAAAUUUCCUGAAACAAAGCUUACUGGGAUAUGGGGAUUUUAAUGUAGCUUGUCGGCCUGGGGUGUAUUACCCUUGUCCUGAUGGGGAGAAGGAGAGCUGGGAUAUGAGCAGCAUCAAAUUGUUGGAUGAGACUUGGUAAAACACUCUUCCCUCCCCUGCAAGAUGACUCCCUCCAACACCAGUUUUAAAUGUUCUUUUCAUUGAGAUUUCCAGCUCACCCCAAGGGAGCCCGUCACUUUUCUGUAUGAGGAUGCUUUUUCUUUGGUACGCCAUCUGAGCAGCAAUCUUAGUUUCGUUCUUCCUGGAGAGCUUGUAGCUCCUCCAGCUCCCAUUACGAUCUAGCUCCACUUAGCGCUGAGACACUUCAGCAUUAAACAAAAUGGCACUGCAUGCCCCUCCUUAGCUGUGGCUCCCCGGAUGGAUUUUGGCUGGUUUUCCCUCCACGUGCAGCCUGUUGAUCCGUGCAGGUCUUCCUACCACGCCAUGUGAAAGCCAGAAUUCACUAACCGGUUUAUUCAACAGCUGAGGGCUACUAAAUCCCAGCUCGUAGCUGUUUUGCAUCAGCAAUAGCGAUAGUCCUGCCAUAAGUACAUCUGUAAGUUAGAAAAUGCCUUGAAAGCAAGGGGUGGCUGAGACACAUGUGGGCUGUAGGGGUCCUGUCAGCGUCAUGACUGUCCUUUUUCCCAGCUUACGUGGCUAUUUUGGUCUUUUUCCUCCUG